This is a messenger RNA of Oncorhynchus keta (chum salmon), 1359 nucleotides long. It is a transcript of the gene dync2li1, whose product is annotated as dynein, cytoplasmic 2, light intermediate chain 1. Gene Ontology annotation, biological process: intraciliary transport involved in cilium assembly; intraciliary retrograde transport. Gene Ontology annotation, cellular component: axoneme; ciliary basal body; cytoplasmic dynein complex. The coding region runs from base 143 to 1237 and encodes 364 amino acids. Gene Ontology annotation, molecular function: dynein heavy chain binding. Lineage: Eukaryota; Metazoa; Chordata; Actinopteri; Salmoniformes; Salmonidae. The record is from RefSeq and is a predicted model, not a curated record. The transcript is spliced from 13 exons.
UCGAACUGCGACGUUGCCCAGCGCAACGUUUACUGAUCCGAGGCGACUGACAUGUAAACGUCAAGCUGGACCUUCAUAUUUCAAACAACGGGGCAAUCAAACUCUUCAAUCAAAGUCUUUACAUUUAAUUUAAAGGUAGUCAAUGCCAAAGAUAAGUAGUGACACGCUAUGGGAGUUGGCCUCUGCGGAGGUUCAGAGUCGGGAGGACGGGACAGGAGGGGAGGAGGAUGGCGGAGUUGAUCCAGUGUCACUCAACGAGAGAACCGUGUUCUUCAUUGGGAAUAAAGCAGGGGGUAAAACUACAAUUUUGCUCCGGUGCCUCGACAGGGAUGAACCACCUAAACCAACUCUAGCGUUGGAAUACACCUUUGGUAGACGGGCGCGAGGACACAACACUCCCAAAGACAUAGCUCACCUGUGGGAGCUGGGAGGAGGUACCUCCCUAUCAGACCUGGUUCAGAUCCCCAUCACUGCUCAGAAUGUCAGGUCUCUGUCUGUGGUGCUGGUUCUGGACCUGUCCAAGCCCAAUGCUCUAUGGGGAACCAUGGAGAGGCUGCUUCAGACAACACGGACCCAGGUGGAGAAAUCUUGCUCCAAGCCACAAAGAACAGUAGAGUCCAAAGCUGGGUCCAAGCAGCAGGCCCAGAACAGACCCCUAAUGGUCCUCCCUAAAGACUACCCGGACAGAGAGCUGAUCAACCCCUUCCCAGUUCCACUGCUGAUUAUUGGCAGCAAGUUUGAUAUAUUUCAGGACUUUGACUCUGAGAAGAGGAAAGUGAUCUGCAAGACCCUUCGGUUUAUUUCUCAUUACUACGCAGCUUCUUUAAUUUUUACCAGCAGCAAGUCUGAGAGCUUGAUGUCCAGAACUAAGAGCUUAUUCACACAACUAGGAUUCGGGACAGAGAAGGGGAAAUCUAUGUCCUCUGACCUCAGUAAGCCUCUAAUCAUUCCUGCUGGGAUGGACUCCCUCAGCCAGAUAGGUUCUCCCCCAACCACAGAUGUGGACAUUGGGACUCUUCAUGCUAAAAACCCUCUAGAUCUGUGGAAGAAAGUGUUUGAGGUUGUUUUCCCUCCUGAGAACACCAGUGACCACCACAGAGAGCUGAAGGACCCAGCCAAGGACCCCCAAUAUAGUGAGCCCCAGAUUGACUCCAUGAGGGCUCAGAAAGACACGGAACUGGAUCAGUACAAGAGAAACGCGUCCAAGUCUUGGAAAGGCCUGGAACUGGAGACCUAACUUAAUGGACUCAUCAGCUCUCUCAGCCAAUGAGAUCAAAAGAACAGAAGGUUCUAAAGCACAGACCGACUUCAGCCAUGGCAGACACCUGUCUACUCAUUUAAUAAACCGUACAGACUUCA